Recurvomyces mirabilis is the source of this 2085-nucleotide messenger RNA. RefSeq lists its product as uncharacterized. NCBI's taxonomy places the organism in Eukaryota, Fungi, Ascomycota, Dothideomycetes, Mycosphaerellales, Teratosphaeriaceae. The record is from RefSeq and is a predicted model, not a curated record. The coding region runs from base 1 to 2085 and encodes 694 amino acids. The transcript has 7 exons.
AUGGCUCUCAGCGCAACAAAACCAGCCCGAUCAGCUCUCGCGAAGAGACCUAUUGCCGGUGUCAAUCAGCAGGACUCCAAAAAACGAGGUCCUCCACCGCCUCCAUAUUCUGAGACUCCCCCAUCUCAAGAGACAGCAAAGAAGCCACGCGAGAACAAUGUGGACAAUGGCAAGCUCCGUAUCAGCAUGGACUACGGCACAGCGACUCUCGCCGUAGCCUUCGCGUUCGUUCGUCCCGGUCGUUCACUCACCCAAGCGGAUAUCCACAACAUUAGUUUUGGCAAAGACUGCUAUGCACCUCAGAUCGCAGCCUGGGCCAAUGAUGGCACUUUCCACUGGGGCUACGGUGUCCACGAGGCGCUGAAGAAAGGAGAGAUCAAGCUCGACCAGACUAUCACGUUGUGGAAGCUGCUUCUUUACAAAGACCAUGCGACAUCGAAAAUGGCAGAACGGGCCGAUGCAGCCUUGGGCUCGAGGACACUGAAUGAGCUUUUGGAAGCGCAUCUUCGUGAUAUCAUGACCAAGGUCAAGCAGUCCAUCAAGACUCACACCAGCACGGUCUUGGCGUUGAAAGACGAGCACGUGAAGGCAAUCGACGACAUACCAUGCGAGCUUCUGCUCUCCGUCCCUCAGAUGUGGAAGCCGCCGGCCAAUAUCAGAAUGACGAAUGCAGCGAAGCGAGCGGGCAUCCCUUGUGUGGAGUUGGUCUACGAGCCACAGAGUGCAGCGGCAUACUAUACGCACAACAUUCGUGACACGGAUCCCCAGCAGAUGCGCAUCGGUGAUGUUUUGCUGGUGGCAGAUAUCGGUGGCGGCACGGGCGACUUCGUGUCCUAUAGAUAUGAGACUGAUAGCGACGCCGGUGCUAAAGUUCGUCUUGCUGUUGUGAAAGCUGCGAAAGGUGCUCUCUGCGGCUCGGUGUGGGUGACGGAGAAAUUCUUGGCCUGGCUGAAGAACCAAGCACCCAGCGGCUGGCAGAGUCUCUGCAACAAGCUCGGACUCUCAGACGCUCUAGCUGUGGCGCAAGCUACUUCUGCCUUUGACACCCACAAGCAGAACUUCGGGCCUCAUGAUACCCAAGAUGUAUUCAUCACUCUACGCGGUGUGGCUGGCGCCAAGAUGGAGCUCUGGGAUAAAAGAAUCACACAUGCGCAGAUGGUGGGCUUCUUCAAGCCCGUGAUCGCGGAGAUUUUCAAGUGCAUCGACGACCAGCUUACGCCACAUACUCGAGAGAUGAUCAUCCCCGGCGGCUUCGGACGUUCCGAGUACCUGCUCGACCUUCUCCGAAAGAAGUACCCUCGGAUCAGAAUCCUCGAACAGUAUGCUGAUGAACUCGGCUCCUUCCAUUGUGUCGCUCGAGGCUCCCUGUCCCGAUACCGAAGCAUCAAGCAGUCGACCUGGCCCUCAACCGGCUCCUUCGGCAUCGGACAGGACGAACCGUGGGACGCCAAGAUCCACGUCGACGCCACCAAAAUCGCUUCCCGGUCCUGUCGCCAGACCACCUGGGACGAGAAAUUGGUGGAGUAUGAUCGUAUCACGGGAAAAGUUCCGAUGGUGUAUAUGCGCUGGCUGCCACUGCUGUCGAGGAGCGAUCACACAACCUCGACCCGUAGCACCACUGUGACUGCCCAAACAAUCACAACCUGCGCCUGGCAAAUCACCCACAUUCCCCCUUCCCAGGAAUCCAUCUCCCUCCAAGUCUACUACACGGACCACGACAUCCCCCGUCACGCCCCGAUGCUCCACGGUAUGCACUUCAAGCAGCCCGGCGCCGCACUCCGAGACGAGUUCGAAGGAUGGGGCGAGGAGCUCGUGCUUCCGCUUGAGGAUCUCAAGAAGAUGGGGCACGAACUGAUGGAGAAUGUGAAGGGGGAGGAGGUGUAUGAGAUUCAUUAUCGGGUUGUGUUGAGGUGUUGUGGGGCGGAUGUGGGGCUUACGUGGGAGGUUGCGAAGCCGGGGGUAGAGGUCCUGGCGGAGCAAGAUCCCAUGGAUGUGGAUGCCGAGAUGGAAUUGGCGGGUCAUCAGGUUUUCGAGAUUGUGACUAGUUCGCAUAACCCGAUGCCUAGGACCAAUGUGGAUGACUAG